This is a messenger RNA of Cavia porcellus (domestic guinea pig), 7703 nucleotides long. RefSeq names its product cAMP responsive element binding protein 1 (gene Creb1). NCBI's taxonomy places the organism in Eukaryota, Metazoa, Chordata, Mammalia, Rodentia, Caviidae. Gene Ontology annotation, cellular component: ATF4-CREB1 transcription factor complex; nucleus. Bases 156 to 491 code for a protein of 111 amino acids. The record is from RefSeq and is a predicted model, not a curated record. Gene Ontology annotation, biological process: regulation of transcription by RNA polymerase II. Gene Ontology annotation, molecular function: protein binding; DNA-binding transcription factor activity, RNA polymerase II-specific; cAMP response element binding. The transcript is spliced from 4 exons.
AUGGGGUACAGGGCCUUCAGACAUUAACCAUGACCAACGCAGCUGCCACCCAGCCGGGUACUACCAUCCUACAGUAUGCACAGACCACUGAUGGACAGCAGAUCUUAGUGCCCAGCAACCAAGUUGUUGUUCAAGGUACUCAAAAAUUGUAAAGGAUGUCAGUGAAUUUGAAUUCUGAACGUCAGUUUGAAGAUGCUGCCUCUGGAGAUGUGCAGACAUACCAGAUUCGCACAGCACCCACCAGCACUAUCGCCCCUGGAGUUGUUAUGGCAUCUUCCCCAGCACUUCCUACACAGCCUGCUGAAGAAGCAGCUCGAAAGCGAGAAGUUCGCCUAAUGAAGAACAGGGAAGCAGCUCGAGAGUGUCGUAGGAAGAAGAAAGAAUAUGUGAAAUGUUUAGAAAACAGAGUGGCAGUGCUUGAAAACCAAAACAAGACACUGAUUGAGGAGCUAAAAGCACUUAAGGACCUUUACUGCCACAAAUCAGAUUAAUUUGGGAGUUAAAUUUUCACCUGUUACGGUGGAAUCAAAAUGGACUGGAUUGGCCACAACCAGAAAGACAAAAUAAACAUUUUAUUUUCUAAACAUUUCUUUUUUUUCUAUGCGCAAAACUGCCUGAAAGCAACUACAGAAUUUCAUUCGUUUGUGCUUUUGCAUUAAACUGUGAAUGUUCCAACACCUGCCUCCACUUCUCCCCUCAAGAAAUUUUCAGCACCAGGAAUCAUGAAGAGACCUCUGCUUUUCAACUCCUGCUCUCCUCAAGAAGUAAUAAUUUGUUUACUUGUAAAAUGAUGGGGGAAAUGAGGAAAAUGAAUUUUUUUAAUGAUUUCAAGGUUUGUGCUGAGCUCCUUGAUUGCCUUAGGGACAGAAUUCCCCUAGCCUCUUGCGCUGAAGUAAUUUGUGGGCCGCAUGCAUGAAGUAAGUAAGGUGCAAUGGGAAAGCGUUGAUUGCCAAACUGACUCGUUUUCACAUUUUCAUGGUGAAUUAUGUAGAACUAUUAAAAGACAAAAACCCUCAAAUAAUUUGAGUAUGGUUUUGAAGGAAAUAGGAAUGAAUUUGGGGUACUCUGUUUGCUGUUUUCUUCAGUACUUAAAAACUUGUCCUUGAUCCUUAAAAACAUCCUGUAUUAGCUACAGGGCAGUUGUUGCUUCUUAAUUUGGUUCUGUGUGUUCAACAUCUUUGAAUACAUUAGAAGAAGUAACACAACUAAAUGAAAAAGCAUGGUAUCUGAAUUUUAAAGUAAAUCAAAGUAAAUAGAAGUACAGAGCUUAUUUUAGUUAGCACUACAUCUUAGUAAAAAGAUGCUGACUAGUAAACCAAUCCCGAGUUACAUAACAAGGUUUUUAAAUAAACAUUUUGUCCUCAACAUUAAAGAUAUUUAUAUUGUCACUCAUUUACUUAAGGUAUUUCUAAUUACUGUUGCUUUUUGCAUCUAUAUUGUAUCACCAACAGGAAAGUCUUCAAGAUGUUACAGAAAACAAAAUGAUAUAUUUAUGUAAUAGGAAAAUACUGAUUUUUAAAUCCUUCCCGUAUUAACACUUUAUCAGAGAAUCUCUGAGAGUGAAUUUCUAAUUGAAAGAAGUUACAAGGAUAUGGCCCAAAAGGUAGUAUAGUUGUACAUAAGAUGAGUAAUUUUUUCAGACAUAUUUGAAUGUGUAUGGUACUACAAUAUUUGGGUUGUCAUUCUUGUAAAACAUUUUUUUGUUUUCAUCUAAAACAGAUAGUAGGUUUGAGCUUUCCAAAAUACUGUGUCGCCUUUGUCAUUUAUUAAGCAGCUACCUAUUUUAAUUCUGACAGUCUGCAUUGGUGUGUGUCAUACAUUGUUCCCAACAGUACUUCAUUUAUCAGUUAUUCAUUUUAUUUACUAAGCCUGAUAAAUUAAAAAUUAUCACUUAAAAGAAAAAUAGGACUAAGGUAGAGUUUAAAAAUUGGGAACCGACAUAAUGUUAGAUUAUAAUUUCUCAUUUGAGAAACAAAUUGCUUUUUAAGAAGUCAGAAACUAAUUAGUCAUGGGUUACUUAAGAAAUUUAAGUUUGUUUCACAUGACAAACUACAGAUACAAGUUUUAGUUACUAGUUCUGUUUUAACAGUAAGAUUUUUAAUUAAUAUCUGUAACUGUUGUCUUUUGUUUGUAACAAGCCAUUGUCUUUUUUCAAGGGUGAACAGAGUUUGUGAAGGAGCAUCAUUCUAAGCAUUGGGUGAUGCAGUCCUUGUAUUUGGACAGUUCACCAGAUUCUCAAGAAGGCUUGCAAACGGCUGUAAAGUGUGAUGUUUGUCCUGCUGAGCUAAUGGGGAAACUGGUAGCAUAAAAGUUACUUUGUAUACCAGCAUAGUAUGUCAUUUUCUAAAUUUGCUUUCACAAAUACCAAACAAAAUCACAAAUCUGUCCACAAACUGCAAUUACUUAAAGUUGAAUUGAGUAUUUUCAAUGUCGGAAAACACUAUAAAAAAUUGCCUGGUGUAUAGGAAGUUGUAUUCUCUAUAAAGCUGUCUGUGUUUCCAAAAGUUGAGGCUUUCUGCUGAAUUAGGAAGUUGGUGAUCUUCUUGGUCCCUGAUAAAUCAAGGCAAUCACAUAUCGGGUGGGUGGGUUUACAAGUUGCAGAGAACUGGUCCUUUAUACCUUCAGGAUGAUUGCACUGUUUUGAAGUCAGUUACUUAAUAGUGAGGUGAGAAAUGUAUUAAUGUUGCUAAAUCUGUUUUAGACCCUUGGAAAGACUUGAAGAUUUUAGUUUAUACAGCUAGAAAUGAGGCAUCUUUUAUGCAGUUUUUUUAAUAUGAGAAUUAUAAAAUAGGGGUUUGUUUUUAAGCUUGUAACUUUGAGAAUCUUUAUUAAGAAAAUGACGUAAUUUUUAAAAAUCCUGUAGCCAAGAACAUAUAUGGCCACAUUAUCAAUAAUGUUUUUCUCUUCAUACUGGCCAAAAGGGAAUGAAGAUGUCAUCAUAGGAGUGUGUAUAUAUGCUACUGAUUUGCCUAGAAAAUAGCAAGUUUGGAAUUGCUCACUUUGCAAAUAUAGGGCCUUGUGGCACUUUUAUCUAUAGGACAGAUUAACUCUAAUAAAAAUGAAGUGGGGAGGGGUUUAUUUUUGAUAUAUUACUAUUAUGAGUUUUCAAGCUUUGAUAGUGUUAAACUGAAAAGUGGUUUAGAAAGGGCUAGAAUCCAGUAUGUUCACAUAGUUAAAAAAUAAAAGAUGCAAUUUUAAGUUCAUUCUUUUUCAAACCCAAGUACCAUAUUGACAACCAUAAUAUUGUCAUAGGUGCUCUGUUCAUUUAGAUAUUUGGGAGGGGGCGGGGGAAAUGGCAUUUGUAUAAUAUAUGUGUACAUAUAUAUAUACAUACGUAUAUAAUCUAAAGCUCUGAGAGCUCUUAAGUCAGGAAUGCUGAGUAUUAUAGUAUAUUGAGGUCAGAUGAAAUUUUACAUUUUUGUGUCUUCUUUUGCAUCCCUUCUAGUACUUUCUAUGACUGCAUUACUCCAGCACUCAUGAUUAAUUUUUAUCUUCUAUUUUUCUUCCACGUAGUUUGUUUUAAUAGUUUUCUUUGGUUUGAUACUUUUUAAAUGUUUCUAGUCAUUUGACUCCCCCCACCACCCCACCCCCAAAAAAGUAUUUGGGUUUUUUGAUUUAUAUCUGGCAGCUAUAAUGUGGUAGGAAUGUUUUGGAAAUAACUUGAACAGAACCACUGAGUUUUCAAAAAAUCAUCCUGGGGGGCCAUUUCAAUGUUUCAGUUGAGCAGGGAUUUUUGUCAGAAAAUGUGUUUUGACAGCAGCAGUGCAAGGAUCUGAAAGCACAGUAUCAGUCAGUCAGGCUGUCCAAUCAGAAGUCAGCUGGCUGAAGUUUAUCUCUGUCUCUCAGGACCCAUCCCUACCAUCUUUGUGAUCAUAUGAGAUGACGUGGAAUCAUACAAAGGCUUAGGAAGAAAUGUUAUGUAAAUCAGGAUGUUUUUACUUACUUGAAGUGACUUCAUCUAGAUUUCUUUUCAUGUUUAGUAAGUUUAAAGCUGUGAUCAACUAGAGUCAGCUAUUAACGUAAACUGGUUUAUGGAAGGCUGCUUCACUGUACAGGAAGGAUUAAAUGAAGCACGUGAUAGAAGACAGUGGUUACAUACCUUCUCAGCUGUCACUGAGGCUUUAUUUCCUUUGUAAUCCUGAAAACUGUUGGUAUAGUAUUCCCCACUGACGUAGUACAAAAAAGUUCUGUAUUAUUUAAUUUGGAUUAUAUUUACAAUUCUUUGUAUAUGUUUGGUGCAACUUGGGCUUUUAAAAAGGAUCCAGGUUGUAGUUAUUGGUAACUUUUAUCAAUUCAUUAUCAACACACUUUUUGGUCUUUCUCUUCAAGUCAUAGAACGUUUUUAAUGGAAACUUUUCAUUGAUUUUAUUUUAGUACCUAAAAGCUAGCCUUAAAAAUGCUACAGAAGCAAAGUAUUUGGAAAUUAGAUUUGACUAGCUGAGUAAUUAAAAGUUGGGCUCAUCGCUUCUCAGCCUUUUGGCUAAGAUCAAGUGUAAAAGUUGGGCUCAAACUUUACCUUACACUUUUUCAUCAUGAAUAAAGAUUGAAGAAUAAUUCAAAUAAUUUAAAUUACAUUUCUUUCCAAUUUUAAAUGAAACUGUCCUCACCCCCAACAUCAAUAUAUUAUUAGUAUGCCUAAAUCCAUCAAGUUUCAUUUUAAACUGACUUUAUUGUCAAAAGAAAUGGUGCCUAAAUUUGAUUUCUGAUGAGGAAAAGUAUGUUUUAGUAAACCUAUAUAUGAAUUAUGGGAACUUUGUUCAACAGUUGUACAGAGCACAACUAGAACUUUUGGGUGGCUUACAUUCAUCUUGAAUACUUAAAAUGUUGACUUUGUUGACUACAUUGUCACUCUGUGUCCUAUGGAACUGGUUUGCUUCAUGCUAGAUCAGUGGCCAGGAGAGGCAUUAAUCUUUGAGGGGUUGAACAUAUCAUGAAGCUGAGUCAGUAUGGGAGACUUUCAAACAAACAGGGUGCUGCAGUUCCAUCUGACCUCUGCUGACUGAUAGGUUCUCACUAGGGAGUGAAUGUCACAUAAGCCUUUGUAUGUGUCCUUGGGGCAGACAGAGUUCAAGAGGGACCACGUAACAUUUGAAUGGAAGGAAUUAUAUUUCAGGUGUUUUAGCUUGAAAUUUAUUUUUUAAAAAAAGAAAAAUAAAAAAAAAUAGAACAAAGCCUACGAAGUAAGUUAGUAUUAUAAACAGGCAGAGUUGUUUAGCACAGAGAGAAAAUAUGGACCUGUCUGCCCUUUUGGUCCUAUGGAUGCAGGUCCCAGCUGGGCAGAAGAUGAUACAUUUUAAAUUAUUUUCACCAGCAAGUAAAAGGAAAAUGAACAAUCUACAGGAAAUGUCUUUGAAAAGGGUCAAACAGCAGAAAAUUUAAACAACCUACGUUAAUACUUGCUUAUAAAAGGCUAACAUUUUUAAGCUUCUGUCUGAAGAGCCUCUCGAUGUGAGUAAAUCUGGUAGUUUACAAAUUGGUAGGGAAGGAAGAAAAUCCCUGCAGAUAAUGAUCUUAUGUUAGUUGGCCACAUAAGAUGUUCUAUCAUUAUGUUUGGGAGGUUUUAUUUUCUUGUGUUUUUAAAAUUGAAUUGGUAAAUGCUUUAUGGACGUAUUUUUAUCCAGGUGCCACUCGAGUGUAUAUGUACUAGAAUUAUUUAUAUUAAAAGGAAAAAAUAACUUGUCAACAUGUUUCUGUGGGUAUGGAUUUAUAGGGGUGGCAAAGAGUGCUGGUUAGCAGUUCCCACGAAAAGUUGUCCUUGCCUGGUGUGUACUUGUCAGCUAUAAUCUCUGCCUUCCCCAUUCCCCAGCAAACGUAAUUAUUUUUAACCCAGAUAUAUCAUUUGGAACUUCUACAUUAAAAAAUAUUUGGCUUUUUGAGUUUCCCUUGCAGAUUGGGGUAACGAUAUCUCCCCCAAAGCUAUCAGCACAAAACAGGGUAUCAGUUUUUAACUCUGAUAUUUCUAUUGGAGUUAAAUACUAAAUAAGUAACUGUAAUGAAGGAAAUACAUUUCUAAUAAUGUCCCCUACAAAAACAUCCCUGUUUUAAUUUUUUACCUAAAUCUUUGUUUUAUGUGUAAAAAAAAAAAAUGUAGAGUCACAAUGCAUUUAUUAACACUAUGUACAUAUUAGCUGCUUUGUGUUCAGAAUGGUAGCAAUUGCUUUGUAUAUUAAAGUGAUCCUUGUGAAUUUGUGAAAUAUUGUCAUAAAGUGCUUUUUCUUACUGUAAUCUUUGUGGUAUCAACUGUCAUAAUGCCCUUUUUACAGACAUUUAUGUGCAGUCACAUAAACAUGCUUUUAAAAACUGUAAGUCUCUUUUUUGGGGGGAUGGUACCUCUUGUUUCCCACUUCUGUUGUGAUAGUUUCUUGGACUUGGGUUUAUUAAUUUUGUUAAAUGAACAUAAUUAUGUUAGACUGUAUGCCAAGAUUGCAUAGCAGUGGAAAACUAAUUCAGGCAGCAAGAACUUAUUUUCAAUUUUUGCUUCAUUUUCUUGCAAUCUGGCUUUUAGCACAAGGCUGCUUUUUGUAGUAACCCUGAACAGUGCCUACUGGAAGAUCUGAGAUGCUGUUGUCCCAUUGACAUAACUAAUGGGGACAUUAAUGACUGUGUCCAGUGUCAUAAAAUGUAUAUUUGCACUAAAGAACAGGUAGCUUUACAGGUCUCUUUAGAAUUAUAAAAUUCGGUUUUAUGUAAAAUAGAAGAGACUGUGUAGUUUGAAUCCUUGCUUAAGAUACACAAAAGAUUCCUAUAAUCUAAAGAACAUUCUGGAACUUCUGCAAAUAAGCAGUUACAUAUAUUAAGUAUCAUAUGCUUUUUCCACAAAUUAUCAAGAUAAGUCCAUUAGGCCUAGUAUAGUUGCCACUAUAGUGAAACUGUUACUUGAAUUUCAUUUUCCCCUUCUUCAGAGUGAUCACUUUCGAGUGAAAAGGUGAUGCUAACUUCAUGGGGACAAUCCUGGGGGAUAAACCAGGAUUUGCUGAGCAGGUUGGAACCUGUGAUUGUCCUACUUAUAAGCCAAGUUCAGGUGCCUGGGCCGCCAGAGAAGUCAGGGUGCCCAUCUUUUCCUGUCUUUGCUGUCACCUAAAAAAUUCACGGGUACACUUUGGCAACAAAAUGAUGAAGAAAAUUCCCUUUAGGUCUAAUAACAUCCAGUUCUCAUGCCUUUACCCAGUGAUAGCCCUUCUGCUUCUCUGAACUGGAGAUGCGUGUUUGUCAUCUCCAGAUUGCUAAACAGGUCCCCGCUGGACUUGUACUACUCUUGUUGAUCUGUUUCUGUGGCUGCCGUCUCCACCUUGUGAGCGGUGUUGCUGUUGCUGAGCACUGAAUCACCAGGCCCAGAAGAGCACCACCCAGUGAGGUCUGUCCUUGCUGUACCUUGCAAUCUCUCCACAUGCAGACUGAACGUGCUGCACUGCUGACAAGAGGGCCCAACAGCCCUCAUCAGAAAGGUAUUUUCCAGGAGUUUGAAUGCUAGUUCUUGCCUGUUUCUAGUUGAGGUGCAUUUCAUAUAACAACUUUAAACAUGAGCAAUUCAGUACAUUUAAUGAAUUCCAAGUGUUGUGCAACAACCACCUUUAUCCAGGGCCCAACACUGAUUACGAAAUAAAACCGUGUACCCUUUGGUUACUCCCCAUUUCUGCCUGCCCCUCACAACCACAUUUGCUUUUUGCGUUUACUAAUUCAAAUAAAUGGAGUCAUGUAACAUG